UUUUUUUUUUUAUUACUCCUUUUUCUUUCCUUCAUCCAUUAUUUAACCAUGACCACGCUAUUGAUUGACAAUUAUGACUCGUUUACUUAUAAUGUAUAUCAAUAUCUAUGUUCUCAAGGUGCCAAAGUUGUAGUUCAUCGUAAUGACAAGAUCACUAUUGAAGAUAUCAUGGCUUUACAACCUCGUAAUAUUGUCAUUUCUCCUGGACCAGGACAUCCUUCUCAAGAUGCUGGUAUUUCUCGUCAAGUUAUCUCUCAUUUUGCUGGUAAACUUCCUAUCUUGGGUAUUUGUAUGGGUGAACAAUGUAUUUUUGAAGUAUUUGGUGGUACUGUGUCUUAUGCAGGUGAUAUUCUUCAUGGUAAAACUUCUACUAUCAAACAUGAUAAUCGUGGUCUCUUUCGUGGUGUUCCUCAAGAUAAUCAAGUCACUCGUUAUCAUUCUUUAGCUGGUGUUUCCUCCACUCUUCCUGAUGCUCUUGAAGUCACUGCAACCACGGAUGAUGGUGUGAUCAUGGCUAUCCGUCAUAAAGAAUAUACUAUUGAAGGUGUUCAAUUCCAUCCUGAAAGUAUUUUAUGUGAUCAUGGUCAUACAAUGAUUGCUAAUUUUUUGGGUCUUUCUGGUGGUACUUGGAAUGAAAACCCUAGUGCUGGUAUUUUGGCAAAGAAACCAAAGGUGGUGGUUACUGAUGGUCAAGUAGAUAAUGAAAUCAAAUCUAAUGGUGAUGAUACUACUCCUGCUCCUACUACUACUACUACUACUACUAAUGCUACUUCUACUGGUACUACUACUACUGGUACUACUUCUGCAUCUUCUACAAAUGGUGUUCCUUCUGUUCUUCAACGUAUUCAUACUCAACGUUUACAAGAUAUUGAAGCUGCCAAACAAGUACCUGGACAAAGUCAAGAAGAUCUUGAAAAGUUAUUAGCAUUACAUGUAGCUCCCCCAUUGAAAGAAUUGGUUAGUCAUAUGCGCAAAUCUACUCCUGCUCUCAUGGCUGAAGUCAAACGUGCCUCUCCUUCUAAAGGUCCUAUCGACAUCAAGGCAAAUGCUGCUGAUCAAGCUUUACAAUAUGCUUUGGCUGGUGCUAGUGUGAUCUCUGUUUUGACUGAACCUAAAUGGUUUCGUGGUUCUUUGAAUGAUAUGCGACAAGUACGUGAAGCAGUCAGUCAAUUAGAAAAUCGACCUUGUAUUUUACGAAAGGACUUUAUUGUGGAUCGAUAUCAAAUUUUGGAAGCUCGACUUUAUGGUGCGGAUACGGUACUUUUGAUUGUGGCGAUGUUGGCGGAUGAUGUUUUGACAGAUCUAUACAGUUAUGCAAAAUCAUUUGGUAUGGAACCUUUGGUGGAAGUCAAUAAUGCGGAAGAAAUGGCCAAAGCUAAUGCUCUGGGUGCUAAAGUGAUUGGUGUCAAUAAUCGAAACUUGCAUAGUUUUGAUGUGGAUAUGGAAACUACUUCUCGAUUGGCUGAAAUGGUACCUGAUGGAACGAUCUUGUGUGCACUCUCUGGUAUUUCAUGCCGUGCUGAUGUUGAAACCUACAUGUCACAAGGUGUCAAAGGAAUCUUGGUGGGUGAAGCUUUGAUGCGGGCAUGGAAUCUCAAAGCUUUUGUCAACGAACUUCUAGGCAAGACAGAAAUCGAACAAAUAUCUUCAAAUCAAGUCAAGAAACAUUCAUUGGUCAAGAUUUGUGGUAUUCAAUCAGUGGAAGCUGCAAUGGAAGCUGCUCAAACAGGUGCUGACUUUAUUGGAUUGAUCUUUGCAAAGAAAUCACGUCGAUGUGUGUCAUUAGAUGUCGCCAAGGAAAUCAUUCAAGCAGUUCAUUCAUCAUCAUCAUCAUCAUCAUCAAAAAUAGAUGAUGAUAAAACGAACAAGAUACCCUCUCAAGAUUGGUUUGAUAUGCAACGGUAUUUUUUGGAGCAACGGCAACGAAAACCAUUGGUGGUAGGUGUAUUUGUCAAUGAAACGGUGGAAUAUAUGACCAAGGUGGCUACAACGGUAGGAUUGGAUUUGAUUCAAUUACAUGGUACUGAAUCGGUGGAACUGGCUCGUUUCCUUCCUGUGCCAGUCAUCAAGGCUUUCCAUAUGGAUAAUGAUACUUAUCUUCCUGGUGCUUUGCCUAUCAUCACUCAACCUGGAUAUCAUCAUGCUGUUUUAUUGGAUGCAAAAGUGGCCUCUUUACCUUCGGAUCAACAAGGCGGACAAGGUGUUACUUUUGAUUGGACUUUGGCUCGCAAAGUGGUGGAACACAAACGUCCUACUACUACUACUAGUGAAUUCCCUGUGAUUCUUGCUGGUGGUCUAGAUCCUUCAAAUGUAGCACGAGCUAUUCAACAAGUCAAACCCUGGGUAGUGGAUGUCUCUUCUGGUGUAGAAACCGAUGGUGAAAAAGAUUUGGAAAAGAUUCGUAGUUUUGUAGAAUUAGUCAAGAGUACUGAAUUUUAUUAGUUUAGACACAAAAUCUAAUAAAUUAUGAUACUUUUUUUUUUUU
Messenger RNA from Halteromyces radiatus, 2485 nucleotides. Its product is annotated as indole-3-glycerol phosphate synthase-domain-containing protein. The record is from RefSeq and is a predicted model, not a curated record. Gene Ontology annotation, cellular component: cytosol. Lineage: Eukaryota; Fungi; Mucoromycota; Mucoromycetes; Mucorales; Cunninghamellaceae. Bases 49 to 2442 code for a protein of 797 amino acids. Gene Ontology annotation, biological process: L-tryptophan biosynthetic process. The transcript has a single exon. Gene Ontology annotation, molecular function: anthranilate synthase activity; indole-3-glycerol-phosphate synthase activity; phosphoribosylanthranilate isomerase activity.